Messenger RNA from Linepithema humile (Argentine ant), 1275 nucleotides. The record is from RefSeq and is a predicted model, not a curated record. Lineage: Eukaryota; Metazoa; Arthropoda; Insecta; Hymenoptera; Formicidae.
AUGGGCUACACACCCAGCGCAUGGAAACUGGCCAGGGUAGUUUUCAUCCCAAAGGCGGGAAGAACGAGCUACACCAAGGCAAAGGAUUUCAGGCCAAUUAGCCUAACAUCGUUUCUCCUUAAGACAUUGGAGAAGCUGGUGGACGCGUAUCUGAGGGAGACAACCCUGUGGAGGCACCCUCUCCACAAAAAUCAGCACGCAUAUCGUUCGGGCUAUUCCACCGAGACUGCUCUACAUCAGACGGUAGCGUUUAUUAAGGAGCAGCUGGAAAGGAAGGGCUACGCAGUGGGUGCUUUCUUGGACAUAGAGGGUGCCUUUAACAACACACCGCAGGAGGUAGUGUGUGAGGAAGCCGCCAGAAGAGGUGUCCCGAUGAAGCUCGUCGAGUGGAUCCGGGGCAUGCUAGGAAGGCGUGUGAUGACUUUGCUGGGAACUGCGAAAGUCUGUGGGUGGGUGGAAAGAGGCUGCCCGCAGGGCGGAGUACUUUCCCCACUCUUAUGGUGCCUGGUAGCAGACGGAUUAUUAAAGGCACUGGACGAUAGAGGCUUCACUGUACAAGGCUACGCGGACGACGUGGCAAUACUUGUGCGAGGCCCUUUUCUAGAGACGCUUCUAGAGCUCAUGCAGGGAGCACUGGAAGUUGUAGAGGAGUUGUGUCAGAGAACGGGUUUAGCGGUGAAUCCACUGAAAACCGGUCUCACUGUCUUCACUCCCAAAUACAAGGUGGGCAUCAUUGUGGGAUCCACUCUUGGAGGAGUAAGGUUAGUUCCGACCAAAUCAGUGAAAUAUUUGGGAGUUAUCCUGGAUAAGAAGCUGCUUUGGAAGGAGCACCUUCGUAACCGGUGCAAAAGCUUGUGCCAGUAUUUUUGGAUGUGCAGAAGGACCUUUGGACAGACUUGGGGUUUGAAACCGAGUAUGAUACAUUGGAUCUACACAGCCAUACUUCGCCCCAGACUCACAUACGCAGCCGUAGUAUGGUGGACUAGGGUGCAAAAAAAAAACAGCCAAAUUUGCGCUGGAGCAUGUCAGGGCUCUGAUUUUGAGAGGGGUCCUGGGUGCUAUGGUUACGACACCAGUGGCGGCGAUGGGCGUAAUGUUCGGCAUCAAACCAUUUCAUCAGGUGGUGGUGGCUGCGGCAGCAGUGGCGACAUACCGUCUAAGAUGCGAACUAAAAUGGAAGAAGGGAGUCCGGCAUAUGAGGCUGCCGGAAGACGUUCUGUUGGAUCCGAUAUUCGAGAUGCGACAGGACAGAAUACCUAUUAUUCGGGCCUCUGA